CUCUAUCUUCGUCAAUUUUUCACACCAACAGUUACUCUUUGGUACAUAAAAUAGAUUGCACUUUGCUCUGCUUUUUCUUGAGAAAUUCAUUUUCAGCUUUCUGCUUCUGUUCUAUUCCUUUACACUAUUCAAGUACAAAAACAAGUAUUCGUUAUUACUAGAGUAGAUGAAAUUUGAUAGAGGUUUCAUGGGGUUAUAUGAGGCAGGAUCUGCAAUUAAAAUAGAGGAUGAAGCUCAUUCAUUUUUACCUGAUCCAAAUCUGAUCAAUAAUCUCAGAGUUAGUGAUAAUUUAGUCAACAAUAAUCAUGUUGAUAUUAGUCCAUUUCAAUCAAAUACUUUAGUCCCAUCAACUGCAGAUGAAGAUUAUGAUUUUAGUGAUGUGGUGCUUAAGUAUAUAAAUCAGAUGCUAAUGGAAGAGGAUAUUGAAGAAAUGUCUUCUAUGUUUCAAGAAUCUGCAGCUCUUCGAGCUGCAGAAAGAUCGUAUUAUGAAGUUAUCGGAGAGGAGUACCCUCCUCCCCCGAAUCUGGAUAAACCGUCCAAUUUAGGUCAGAAUGGAUAUAAUAGUAUGGACCGUAGUGGUUUUCACAAUAGUGGAAACGAUGGUCGUGAUGGCGUACUAUGCCCGAAUUGGAAUCUUGAUCUCAGUGGGGAUGACGUGUCAAACGUGUCACGUUUUCUUUCGCCCCACAGUUCGUCAAGCACUGUCACGGAUGUGCGUGUGGAUUCUCCUCUGAGCACACUUAGGAUUCCCGAUAUAUUUAGUGACAGCGAGUCUAUUAUGCAGUUUAAGAAAGGGGUGGAGGAGGCAAGUAAGUUCAUUCCUCGGGGUAAUAGUUUGUUUGCUGAUGUGAGGUAUAAUUUCGUGGGAGGCGAGCAAAAUGAAGAGAGAAUUGAUGCAUUAGUAAAGGUUGAGAAAUAUGGAGAAAAGCAAUCUCCUGAAAGGUCAAGAGGGAAGAAAAACACUCUUCAAGAAGAUGUAGUAGAUUCAAUGGAAGAAAGAAAUAACAAGCAGUAUGCAGUGUUUUCUGAAUCAACUGUUCGAUCAGAAAUGUUCGAUAGGGUGCUGCUAUGCAAUGCAGGAAAAAAUGAAUCUGCUCUUCGCGAGUCCUGGCAGACUAUAUCAAGGCGAAAUGUGUUACAGAAUGGCGUUUCAAAGGGAUCUAAUGGUAAGAAGUCGCAAGGAAAGAAACAAGGGAGUAAACGAGAUGUAGUGGAAUUGAGUAAGAAUUCACAAGCAAAGAAACAAGGGGGUAAAAGACAUGUAGUAGACUUGAGAACGCUCUUGACACUUUGUGCACAAGCUGUUGCUGCGGAAAAUCGAAGGACAGCAAAUGAGCUUCUGAAGCAGAUCAGGCAAAGUUGUUCUCCGAUGGGGGACGGGAUGCAGAGGUUAGCCUAUUAUUUUGCUGAUGGUCUUGAGGCACGGAUGGCGGGUUCUGGUACUCAUAUCUAUAGAGCCCUUAUUACACUGCCUGUAUCAGCGGCUGAUGUCUUGAAAGGUUACCAGCUACUGCUUGCUGCCUGCCCGUUCAGGAAGAUCUCUAUCUUUUUCUCAAAUAAGUCAAUUAUGAAUCUAGCUGAAAAUGCUUCAACAGUACAUAUUAUAGAUAUUGGUAUUAUGUGGGGUUUCCAAUGGCCUGCCCUCAUACAACGUCUCUCUUCUAGACCGGGUGGACCUCCCAAGCUUCGUAUAACUGGGAUUGAUUUUCCACAUCCCGGUUUUCGACCAGCAGUGAGGGUUGAGGAAACAGGGAGACGGUUAGCUAAUUAUGCUGAGAGUUUCAAUGUUCCUUUUGAGUUCAAUGCUAUAGCGCAGAAGUGGGAAACGAUUAAAGUCAAGGAUCUUAAGAUAAAUAAGGGCGAGGUUCUUGUGGUGAACUGUCUGUACCGUUUUAGGAAUCUACUUGAUGAGACUGUGGAUGCAAACAGUCCAAGAGAUGUUGUUCUGAAUCUUAUCAGAAAGUUGAAUCCAGAUGUUUUCAUACUGGGAAUUGUAAAUGGUGCUUAUAAUGCCCCAUUCUUUAUCACACGAUUCCGCGAGGCUCUUUUCCAUUACUCAUCCUUGUUUGAUAUGCUUGAAGCUAAUAUUCCCCGGGAAGUGCACGAGAGAAUGCUGAUUGAAAAGAAUAUACUUGGUCGGGAGGCAAUGAAUGUCAUCGCAUGUGAAGCAGCUGAGAGAAUUGAACGGCCAGAAACAUACAAGCAGUGGCAAGUCCGAAUUAUGAAAGCUGGUUUUCAACAGCUACCUUUGGAUGAGGAGAUCAUGAGAAUGGCAACGGAACGAUUCAAGGAAUAUGACAAUAAUUUCGUGAUCGAUGUAGAUAGUGAAUGGCUACUGCAGGGAUGGAAGGGUCGUAUCGGAUAUGCACUUUCAACAUGGAAAGCAACUUGUUAAAUGAGCUGAUGAAUGGUAUUCACUUUUCCAAGUGCUAGUUUUAUCACCUUUCUAGUGUUAAUUUAACAAGUACAACUGUGAAGGCUAUGUUCAUAACACUGCUUUGCUUAUGGGGGCGCGGAAGCAGACGUUUAUUGCUGCCUUCCUUCCUUAAUGUGUCUCUACUCUCUAGCCGAGGGUCUAUCAGAAACAGCCUCUCUGCCCUCCCAGGAUAGGGAGCUGUGGUAAUCGCAACAGGAGAGAGAUAUGACAACAAUUUGGGAGCAGCAUCUGUGUCUGGUACUACUCAUUUUGCCAGGACAUAAUAUUAACAGUAUUGAGCAAAUAGGCAAUAAUAGUAGGUAGCAGUGUAUUGGCUUCUUUUCAUUUGUAUUUUACAUCAAUCAUGUUAGUUAUAUGUAGCAUAUACAAUGAUUUGUGAGGGUGUUAUAGGUAUCUUCUCUACUAAUAAAGCCCAGUUCCAACAUGAUCUUUGUCCA
Nicotiana attenuata is the source of this 2874-nucleotide messenger RNA. Its product is annotated as scarecrow-like protein 14. The record is from RefSeq and is a predicted model, not a curated record. Gene Ontology annotation, biological process: regulation of DNA-templated transcription. Gene Ontology annotation, molecular function: DNA-binding transcription factor activity; sequence-specific DNA binding. The coding region runs from base 167 to 2395 and encodes 742 amino acids. NCBI's taxonomy places the organism in Eukaryota, Viridiplantae, Streptophyta, Magnoliopsida, Solanales, Solanaceae. Gene Ontology annotation, cellular component: nucleus. The transcript is spliced from 3 exons.